Molecule: messenger RNA, 1534 nt
Organism: Empidonax traillii (willow flycatcher)
Lineage: Eukaryota; Metazoa; Chordata; Aves; Passeriformes; Tyrannidae
Product: alanyl-tRNA editing protein Aarsd1-like
Exons: 14
Coding region: 52-1293 (413 amino acids)
Biological process (GO): regulation of translational fidelity; alanyl-tRNA aminoacylation
Molecular function (GO): Ser-tRNA(Ala) deacylase activity; ATP binding; nucleic acid binding
Source: RefSeq, a predicted model, not a curated record
CGCAGCGGCGGCCGCCACUCGUGCCGUGUCCGUCCCCAUCGGGCGGUCGCGAUGGUGUUCCGGUGCCAGCGGGACAGCUGGGCCCGGCAGUUCGCCACCAGGGUGGUGUCGUGCCGGGCGGCGGAGCUGCGGCCCGAGGGCGGCGGGGAGCCGGUGCGCGGGUUCCAGGUGGUGCUGGAGGACACCAUCCUCUUCCCGGAGGGCGGCGGGCAGCCGGACGAUCGCGGCCUCAUCGGGGACGUGCCGGUGCUGCGGGUGACCCGGCGGGGCCCCGAGGCCGUGCACUUCGUGCCGGCCGCGCUGGAGCCCGGAGCCGAGGUGCUGCUGUCGCUGGACUGGGAGCGCCGCUUCGACCACAUGCAGCAGCAUUCAGGACAGCAUCUCAUCACUGCCAUUGCAGAACAGAUGUUUGGAUUCAAGACAACGUCAUGGGAGCUGGGCCGUCAGCGAAGCCUCAUUGAGCUGGACACCCCCUCAAUGACAGCAGAGCAGGUCAAGGCCCUGGAGAUGAGCGUGAAUGAGAAAAUCCGGGACAGGGUCCCUGUGACAGUGAGGGAACUGGCUGCAGAUGACCCUGAAGUUGAAAGAGUGAGGAGCCGGGGGCUGCCCGACGACCAUGUGGGGCCAGUGCGCGUUGUGGACAUCGAAGGCAUUGACUCCAACAUGUGCUGUGGGACUCACGUCUCCAACCUGAGUGACCUGCAGGUUAUUAAACUCCUCGGCGUGGAAAAAGGGAAAAAGAACAAAACCAACUUGAUUUUCUUGGUGGGAAACAGAGUGCUGAAAUCAGUUGAACAAAGUCACAGUACCGAGAAGGCUCUAACCUCCCUGCUCAAGAACGGACCAGGUGAGCAUGUAGAAGCCGUGAGAAAACUGCAGAGCUCUGUGAAACUGCUCCAGAAGAAUAACCUGAACCUGCUUAGAGACAUUGCUGUUUUGAUAGCUCGGGACUUCAAGAGCAAACCUGCUCCGAGGCAGCUGUUUGUGUUACACAGGAAAGAGGGUGAUUCUGAAUUUAUGAACAUCAUCGCUAAUGAGAUUGGGACAGAGGAAACCCUGCUAUUCCUGACUGUGGGAGACGAAAAAGAAGCAGGACUCUUCCUCCUAGCUGGACCUGUUGAAGCAGUUGAGAAUUUAGGUCCCAGGGUGGCAGAGCUGCUGGGAGGGAAAGGAGCUGGAAAGCGUGACCGCUUCCAGGGCAAGGCGACCAAGAUGAGUCGUCGAGGAGAAGUGCAAGCUCUGCUCCAGGAAUUCAUCAGCCAUCGAAGCCCUGAAGUCCCGGACAGGCCCUGAAGCUGCUGCAGUCUCAGCUGGAGGAACUAAAGGGCGCUGUGGAGCCACAGUGAGGCACAACAGGUGUUGGUGUUUCUCAUCACUCAGGAGACACGUCCUUCCUCCACCACCCACAGUCCAUGCCACAGCCCUGUGCCCAGGAGUGAUCCUGCAUCCCCACGGCACAGGCCAGCGGGACACUGGAACUCACCAGCUAAACACACCUACAGCUUUAAUAAAACACCUCCCGUGCACAGCCACA